This is a messenger RNA of Trifolium pratense (red clover), 1741 nucleotides long. RefSeq names its product homogentisate 1,2-dioxygenase-like. The transcript has 9 exons. NCBI's taxonomy places the organism in Eukaryota, Viridiplantae, Streptophyta, Magnoliopsida, Fabales, Fabaceae. Gene Ontology annotation, biological process: L-phenylalanine catabolic process. Gene Ontology annotation, cellular component: cytoplasm. The record is from RefSeq and is a predicted model, not a curated record. Gene Ontology annotation, molecular function: homogentisate 1,2-dioxygenase activity. The coding region runs from base 229 to 1608 and encodes 459 amino acids.
UUAAUAUUUGUCUAUUUUCAAAUUUUAGAGGAAAUAUUUUACUAAUUUUAAAAUUUAAGGUGAUUUGAUAUUUCACCGGCGUUUAAAUUAACAAAGUAGUAUAGUACUGUAACUAAUUCUUGAGAUUGUCCUUUCCCGUUCUCAAGUUUUCUACAAAACACAAACUCUCUCUCUCUCUCUCUCUCUCUCUCUCUCUCUCUCUCUCUCUCAGUAUUGUUCCUGUCAAACAUGGAGAAAUCGGUCGCCGGUGAUGACUUCAACUACCAAUCCGGCCUCGGCAACCACUUAUCUUCGGAAGCCAUCGCCGGAGCUCUCCCGGUGGGACAAAACAGCCCCCUCAUAUGCCCUUUCGGCCUCUACGCGGAACAAAUAUCCGGCACCUCCUUCACCACCCCUCGCUCCCUCAACCUCUUCAGCUGGCUUUAUCGGAUCAAACCUUCGGUGACUCACGAACCGUUCAAGCUUCGGGUUCCUUCUAAUAGGAAAAUUUUGAGUGAGUUCAACAAUUCAAACAGUUCUACAAAUCCAACACAGCUUCGAUGGAAACCAACAGAUAUACCUGAUUCACCUACGGAUUUCAUUGAUGGCUUAUCCACUGUCUGUGGUUCUGGUAGCUCCUUCAUGCGCCAUGGAUAUGCUAUUCACAUGUACACUGCCAACAAAUCAAUGGACAAUUGUGCCUUUUGUAAUGCUGAUGGCGAUUUCUUGAUAGUUCCCCAACAAGGAAGACUCAUCAUCACUACUGAAUGUGGAAGAUUGAAAGUUUCACCUGGUGAUAUUGCUAUAAUACCUCAAGGUUUUCGUUUUCAUGUGAAUCUGCCUGAUGGUCCCUCCCGUGGCUAUGUUGCUGAAAUUUUCGGUACUCAUUUUCAACUUCCUGAUCUGGGACCAAUAGGUGCUAAUGGUCUUGCUUCCCCAAGGGACUUCCUUGUUCCUACAGCAUGGUUUGAAGAUAAAUCAUAUCCUGGAUACACUAUAGUGCAAAAGUUUGGCGGUGAACUAUUUACUGCAGUACAAGAUUUCUCUCCCUUCAAUGUUGUUGCUUGGCAUGGUAAUUAUGUUCCAUAUAAGUAUGACCUAAGCAAAUUCUGUCCUUAUAAUACAGUGCUGUACGAUCACAGUGAUCCAUCAAUUAAUACUGUUUUGACAGCACCAACUGAUAAACCUGGGGUGGCAUUGCUUGAUUUUGUCAUUUUCCCACCCAGGUGGCUUGUUGCUGAGCAUACCUUCCGACCUCCGUAUUAUCAUCGCAAUUGCAUGAGUGAAUUUAUGGGUCUCAUCCAUGGUAACUAUGAGGCAAAGGCUGAUGGGUUUCUUCCGGGUGGUGCAAGUCUUCAUAACUGUAUGACUCCCCAUGGUCCUGAUACCAAGUCAUAUGAGGCCACUAUUUCUCGUGGGAACAAUGUAGGACCUCACAAGAUCACCGACACAUUGGCUUUUAUGUUUGAGUCAAGUUUGAUUCCCCGUAUCAGCCGAUCGGCUCUUGAAUCUCCAUUCCUGGAUCAUGAUUAUUACCAAUGUUGGAUUGGUCUAAGAUCUCAUUUCACAGUUCCUGAGAAAUCUCUUGGAAGCCUAACCUUGAACAAUGGAAUAAGGACCAAGGAGUGAAAUGGUUGUUUGCCACACAAAUACAAUUGGGUUCUAUGUACAUACAUAAUAAAAGUAACCAGUACGGAAUGUAAUAUAGAUGUUAAAAGUCAGUAAAUAUAAUAAAUUGCAGAAUUAGCAUAAAAAAAAAAAA